This is a messenger RNA of Prunus mume (Japanese apricot), 456 nucleotides long. NCBI's taxonomy places the organism in Eukaryota, Viridiplantae, Streptophyta, Magnoliopsida, Rosales, Rosaceae. The record is from RefSeq and is a predicted model, not a curated record.
AUGAAAGAUGUCGAAAGGUGUCGAAAGGUGUCGAAAGGUUUGAUGAAAGAUGUUGAAGAAGGAUACAUGAAAGAUGUCGAAAGGUGUUUUGGCAUCCUUCAAACUCGAUGUCUGAUUGUUCGAGGUGCGGCCCGUAUGUUUGAUGAGGAGAUCCUCCGAAGCAUUUUGAUUACUUGUAUCAUCCUCCAUAAUAUGAGUGUGGAGGAUGAGUAUGAUUACGAUGCUAUAGAGGUCUAUGAACCGGAUCCCAUGAACACGACCUUGACACGAAUUUAUGAAAGGCCCACAGGGCCAAGUGAAGAACCAUUUGAGUCGGAUCCGUUGGUUAGGGAUGGUCGCUUCAUGACCUGUAUGCUAGAUCGAUAUAUAGAGAUGCAAUCUUCGUAUGUUCAUGAAAGGCGUCAACUGGACUUGAUGGAGCAUCUAUGGCCGGUGAAAGGCAAUGAUGGUGAAUGA